AUGGCGAACAGUCUUUGUUGUUGCAAGGCAAACGUCGAUCUGGACGUGGGGCGGACUCUUUUCUCGGUGUGGAUUCGACAGCGGCUACACGAAUGGAACAGGGAAUAUUUGGGAGAAGAAUUCCGUCAAAUUGAAAAAGCUGCCGACACAUUUCCCUCACAUCUGUUCUUUCGAAAGCAUUUGGAAUCAUCAUCUCCGACUGACUACACACGUUCCACGAACGUGAAGGAAUACUGGGCGACUGCCAGUAUGGCUUUCGGCAAAGUCGUUCCACCGGUGACCUACUGGCUCCCGUCUUACAAUCCUGGUCGGCUGCACUCGAUAAGCAUGGAGAAACACAGUUGUUCACGCUUACUAGCUCAAAAGUCUUCAAUCGAGUUUCGCACCAAGGUAAACAGCUUACCUGUUGCCCUAGCUGCAAAUUUUGUGACUCCAACUGUUCGGGAACUCGCUUUGACCUUUGUAGCAGCUGCACUGACCAACUUCUUGGCUAUUCGAUUCUUGAUUGAAGAUCCACCUGUGGAUGACCUCAUGGAUGAGCCGAUUUUCACUGGUCGCCUUGGCUGCGAUCGCUUGUGA
Messenger RNA from Echinostoma caproni, 579 nucleotides. NCBI's taxonomy places the organism in Eukaryota, Metazoa, Platyhelminthes, Trematoda, Plagiorchiida, Echinostomatidae. The record is from the annotation of a GenBank genome assembly.